Cricetulus griseus (Chinese hamster) is the source of this 4905-nucleotide messenger RNA. The record is from RefSeq and is a predicted model, not a curated record. NCBI's taxonomy places the organism in Eukaryota, Metazoa, Chordata, Mammalia, Rodentia, Cricetidae.
GUUCCGGGACACGGUCCAGUUCUUGAAAUCAUGAAUCCUGUUUAUAGCCCUGGGUCUUCUGGGGUUCCCUAUGCAAAUGCCAAAGGAAUUGGAUAUCCAGCUGGUUUUCCUGUGGGCUAUGCAGCAGCUCCUGCCUAUUCUCCUAACAUGUACCCUGGAGCAAAUCCUACCUUCCAAACAGUGCUGGAGAUUGAACCCAGGGUCUUGCACAUGUUAGGCUACACUCCUGGUACACCUUACAAAGUGUCCUGUUCCCCAACCAGUGGAGCUGUGCCACCAUACUCCUCCUCCCCCAACCCCUACCAGACGGCCGUGUACCCAGUGAGAAGUGCCUACCCCCAGCAGAGCCCGUAUGCCCAGUUGUCUCUGUUUUCCCCACAGCAAGGCACGUAUUAUACACAGCCUCUGUAUGCAGCACCCCCUCAUGUCAUUCACCAUACCACGGUGGUGCAGCCCAAUGGCAUGCCAGCAACUGUCUACCCUGCUCCCAUCCCUCCUCCUAGAGGCAGCGGGGUCACCAUGGGCAUGGUUGCCGGGACCACAAUGGCCAUGUCAGCAGGUACCCUGCUGACUGCUCAUUCUCCAACUCCUGUAGCCCCUCACCCAGUCACUGUUCCCACAUACCGAGCUCCAGGAACACCCACCUACAGCUAUGUGCCCCCUCAGUGGUGAUGGCCCUGCAAAUUAAUAUUUGAGGAUGGAGCUGUGCAGUCACUUCAUUGAGUUCCACAGCUGGUGCUGCAGGCCUUGAGCCUCCAACCAGGACUUUCUUCUUAAUGCUCUCGACACAUAGCUAAACAUGACUGCGUCCCAGCCCAGCAGGUCCCAGCUCGAUAGUCUCCAACUAACUCUAUGGGUUGGUUUUAAAGCAAAUCCUGUUUUGUGGACUGCCUGGCAAUUUUUUUAGCUAACUGUAAUGAUAAAAAGGGAGUAUUACUCUAUUCUGAAUCUUAUCUAGUUGAAUGCAUGUUUAUAAAAACACAAAAAGCUUGCUCAAUCUACCUGCAGUGACUGAUGCAAAACCAUCAUAUGCAAAAUCCAAAGGACUGGACCGUGUUCUACAGCCUGUGUCACUCAUGCGCUGGUGUAAUGUAUGCCGAGUCUCACAGUUAACUCGUGAAAGUGAAUUUCCUCAAGAAUCAUCUGGAGUACUGGAGGGGAUUCUUGGGGUUGCCAGUUAGGGACACAGACUUGUAGUUUUCAGAAACCUGGUUUCUUGGCACUGACGAACCUGGAGGGAGCUGCAGGGAAUGGGAGAGUGUGAGUCUGUGGUGGUUCCAGAGCAGCAGCAGGUGUAGUAGGUCCCUUUCCUUCAUUUCAGCUGGAGUGUGGUCUGAGAAGCAGGGAAGUACCUGCAUCCUGUCAGGAAAUACGAGAGCUGGGUGGCCAGUACAGCUGGGAUGAAGAGUGGUCUGUGUGCCAGCAGAGCACUCUCUGCCAUCUGAAUUUCCACUGUACAUCUUACAGGAUAAUGUUUUGUGUAGCUGUUGGGACUGUGGGGAGAGUCCAGUGUAGAACUACACUGUUUUCCUAGGAGGGAAGAUGUCAAAGAAGAGCGGCUACACUGAGGUGGCAUUGUCUUUUGCUUUAUUUCACUUAGGGAAUCAUCCCUUUCUUUCCCCUUGAGAAAUAAUUGAGUCAGCUAAAAACACACAGGCACUGCUCUAUUUACCCCACAAAGAAGGGCAGAGGCUUCAGCUGUGUGCUGUGGAGAAUGGUGUAUAUUUAAGACUGGUUAAAAGGGAAUAAGUGUAUUUUUAAGUUAGUUCGUGUUUCUUGUAGAGAAGCAGGGCUGUGAUUAUGUCUAAAAUAUGUAGAAGUAAUGUAGCUUGUCCUGGGGUCAUUUACCUGAUGACCUGUCCUCUGUGUCUAGCUGGGGUGAGGCCUGAAAAGCCUGCAUAAGUGUCCUGUAAGCCUCUUUUGCCACCUUUUUCUGUGGCUGACGGCACUCAGCACCAAGCACAUGUGGAGAGUGCAAAGGGACUGGCAGUUUGGGACUGUGCUUGCUUGUCCACAUGUGUUGUGGGAAAGAUUUUGAGUAUGUACAUAAGAAAUCAAGAAGUUUCUUUCUGCUUAAAUGUGCCCAACUUGAAUCUGUGAGAGCGUUUCUGUUCAGGGAGGGUCAGAAGGGCAGGACAUGAGGACUUCUCUAGGGAUGUUUGGGUUUUUUUUCCCCCAUUGAAGUGCUGGGGUUUUGGUUGGAGGGGGUGCUUGUCUCUGGCAGGUAGGUCAGAGCUUCCAUGUUGGUGUGGAGGUCGCCUCGUUAGCAGUCAGCUUGGCUAGAGGGUGGGUCAUCUGAACAGUGAGCCUUUGGGAACCUUAUUUUGUAGUAGUGCUCUCCAUAACUUGUUUUUUAGCAUUUUAUUUUUUAAUAAGUUUUGGAAAAUUUCUGCAUGGAUCAGUGUAGACUGAAGAGUUCUCAUUCCUAAUGUCCAUGAACAUAGAAUGUUUACGGAUGAGUAUGUUUAAUUGCCUCGUGAGCACUUAACGGUGUGUGUGUGUGUGUGUGUGUGUGUGUGUGUGUGUGUGUGUAUGUGUUAAGAAAGCACACAGUGCACAGAGAUAGAAACAUUUGCUGUAGGCACACAGCUUGUAUCUGUACUUCAUGUUAAGGAUUCCCAUCUGUGUGGUGGAUGGUUUGCAAUGUUACUGGUUCAGGGUUUCCCCUGGACCCAACAGACAGAAGGUGGUUUUCCCAAGUGAACAAUCACAGAUCAGUGGAACAAAUGUACCCAUGAUUUUCGCAUGUGUUUGAAAAAGUCCCCUCACCUGCCCCCCACUAAGCUUACCUGUGAAGGGUAGAGUUGUUUGCCUGCGGCAGGAAGUUUUGGUGUCUGCUUGCAGCUGCACACAGUGUGUGUUUCCACAGGCCCUGAGUUCUCAGGAGAAAGAAGAGUGGGGUGGUGUCCCCUCCUGCUGAUGACAUUAGCUGCACACACUUAUCCUGUAACUGUUAACACAUCAUUCUUUUUCUUUUGAAUUGAAUUGAGUGACUAUCAAACACUUCUGUAUUAUACAACUCAUCUGGAAGUCUUUCCUGUUUUGAAACCAUCAGGACAUCAGCUCUGGAAUCUGCUGGUAAAAGAUCUUACCUAUCAGGUAAAAAGCUGGGCAUAGGGGUAGUAACAAACUGUCAUAGGUGGUGAUUUCAGUGGCAUUCAGUUUCAGUAAAAUUAAGGAACAGAACUUGGGUCAGUAUUUUAUUACACAGCUGCAUAGGUGUCCCCAAAACAUUAAGGAACAUUCCAAGAAAGUGUGCUUUUUAUGUGUGUAACAUUCCCAACUCUGUAGUCCUUCAGCUGAAUUCUUGUAGGAGGUAAAGCAGGCAGGCGAAGGACCUGAUACCUGUGAACAUGGACAUCAUUUUUAGGCACAUAUAUACAUUUUUAAAGUUUAUUCUCUGCUGCCUCCCCUGAGGCUAGGGAGCUUCUUCCUCUGCUGCUGCUGUUUGUAGUUUAAAGUUUGGUAGAGUUGAGUGUUAAGCAACCUGCGAGCUCCCUGAGAAGUAAGGCUACCAUCAACAUUGGGCUAGUUAGGUUACAGGCAUGGAAGUGCUGUUUCAGAACUUUUGUCUCCUGUCAUGUGGUCUUCGUGGAAGAACCAUUGAGUGGCUGUUGGCCUGCCAGUUACCAUGCUGGGUAGCAGCUUUUGAGUGUUUUGCAGAGGCAGGGUUUCUAUCAGGAGGGGAGGUCCUCAAUUCUGGAUUGGCUGUUGAGUAUCCUACCUUUCUUCAGCUUUGCAUCUGGUUAUGUUAUCCUGCUGUGCCAGGAGGCUGGAGGAGCAGAUUGGAUGUUUCUUAAGGGAUUGCUACAGUGAGAGGAAACCCGUUGGGGGAGGUCUAAGCUCACUGGCUUGCCUGUGGAGUAGAGAGGCUGGCAGGCAUAAAUAAGCCUUAAACCUUGGGGCUGCUUGACAUACAUUCCUCAGCUCUCCUUUGUGAAUAUUGGAGUACAGGAUUACUGACGGGGCCACUUUCUCUAACUCAGAAGCUGACACCUGUAGUUGUGGUAUACCUGGCACUGCUGGAUGGCACAAGACCUGGUAGUGGCAAUUGUGGCAGCUGCUGGUCCUUCCCUCUGGUGCUUUCUGAGGGUUGCUAGAGGGUAGGAGUGCAGCUGGCUGAGCAGCGGAGUGCAGAGCUCACUCUCCUGUCCAGCACACUUCCCAGGUUUGCAUAUUUCCUGAGUUGCUUAUCCUGCACAGUCUUCUAUGUUUGAUGGACUGAUACCCAGAAAGGAUAAUGUGGUUUUGGUAGGAAUACUUAAAUUAAUUCCCUGUGUUUUACUUCUUUCCUACCCCCUUCAUUUGAAGAACAGAAACCCUGUGGAAUAAAUGUUACUACAGUGAUGGUGUGGGAAGCAGCAGCUUUUCUGUCUGGGGACUGCAGUCCUUAUAUACGAGAUGUGAGGGCCUGAUGGGUAUAUCAGGCAGCUCCCAUGGCAGGGCAGUGGGUGGGUCUGGUGCAGACUGUGGGCAGUGUGAUAGACCAGUUAGGUGAGACUGGGGACCGGCUCCCAGUAGGGUUAUUGUGGCAGCUGCAGGCCCCAAGGAGCCUGAUAGGCCGUGACUGAACAGAAGAGGUUCUUCUUUUUUUAAACUUUUGUUUUUAAAUACUCUUUUUUACACUGUUUUCUUGGUACUUUUUUUAUGCUUAAGUCAGCAUUGUCUUCCAGUGUUAAAGGCAUCCCUUGCCUCUUCAUUGAACUUAUGUGUCAAUAUAAUAGGAAUGGGCAGACUGUCCAUCCCAAGCCAGUUCGAUUAAAUGUAAAUUCAUACUGUUUUAAUUUUUUAUGCAAUCUGAUGAGUAGAUGAGCUCAGAUUUAAAAGCACGUUUAUUGUAACAGGAAUUGUUAUGUAUUAAUACUGCAGUUUUCAAUAAAGAUUGACUUGUGUUGCAUAUUCUGA